AUGUUGUCUCCUGGCUAUUUGGGAUGCUACGAAGACUGUGAAUCCUGGGUCUGUGAUAAAGAUGAACGUGUGCUGUCGGUCGGGCCAAUGGAGAGCAACCAACAGUCUGUCGAGUGGUGCUUCAGUCACUGUCUGGAUUCACAAUCAAUGAGCUACAAAUACGCGGGACUUGAACACGCAGAUCAAUGCUUCUGUGGAAAUAACGAAGACUACGACAGACAUGGGAAAAAGGACGACUCUCAGUGUCAAGAUACGUGCAAGGGAAACAGCGACCAGAUCUGUGGAGACGGUCACCGGAUCUCUAUAUACAGAAUAUCGCAAGGAGUGUGCAGUAAUGACAUAGGACCACCCACCAACGGAUCACACGUCAUCACCAACCCGCGUUCACUGUCUUACAAUCUCAACAACUUCAAGUUCUUCGGGACUCGUGUAGAUUUCUCCUGUGACCCUGGAUAUAUCCUCCAUGGAGCAUCAAGCAUUAAAUGCAUUGAGACUGACUACAACGUCACGUGGAGUGACUUCGUGCCUACUUGCAUCGAAAAUUCCUCGACAACAAUUUCACCGUUUACUGCUGAUGACGGAGCUUCUACUGACGGUUAUAAGGCAACUGAGACCAACGAUCGGCGUAAGGGACAGUUAGAGACAGGUAUGAUAGUUGGAAUAGCAGUUGGAAUAAUAGCGGCAUUGACUGCUCUUUUGGUGGUGGUGAUAUGUCUGAGGAAGAAAAGAGCCAAGAAAAGAACCGGAAGUGCAGACGUUGCCAUGGACACCGUCGGACCAACAUACGCCAACACUUUGUACGAUUUAUCAGUAGUUAGCCAGCCCAGCACUGAACCAACCCAAGCUGCCCCACCCGUGUACAACCAGGUCGCUAAGAAAGACGCCCACGAUCACGUAUACGCUACUCCUGAUGUCGUCACUGCACCGGGGGCCACGCCCACCAACCGAGAUGAUGGUGAGAGUGGUUGGGUCGAGAAUAAAGUAUACGGGUGCGAAUCCUUUCCAAUUGAAUGACAAAAGAGAUUCCAUACAGACGUGAAACCACACAUGUAGAACCACUCACAAUGGAAAAAGCCUAAACAGAUAAAGUUUUACCAACUAUAAAGUAAAUCAUUUCAAAUACAGUUUAUCUUUAAUUUCGAAGCUCCAUUGAAUGGAUUGUUAGCUAAUUAAGCCGCAAGUUACACAUGUUCUUGACUUGUCGUUGAAUUAAAUUCCGGCAAUAUAAAACAUGUACAUAUACAUUCAGGAAAAACUAUGCUUUCCGUUGGCCUUGUACAGUGUUUCAUCAUCAUCAUCGUUAUAUGCAUCAUCAUCAUUGUUGUUGCCCGCUCGAAUAGUUAUAUCCCACGUACGUUUCACUCCCAUAUAACGUGUGCAUGUAAGUUUACAGUAUAGGCGCUGCGGGAACGUGACUGCGCCCUCGGAAACCAUACGGAGUCGGCCCUGGCCACCAGGCGUUUCCUCUUUUUAGAUGCCAAGUUAAACUGCUUUUACGCGCUUAAUUUGAAUAAAUAUUAACUUUAAAUCAAUGUUCUGUAUUAAGCAAGCCCUAACAAUAAUGGCCAGACAAAUUCCAUGCAGUGGUUUUUCACAUGUAAAGUGGUUAAUAAGGUAUCAAAAAGUUUCCAUUGUUCAUGUGUCACUUUCCCAUUUAAGAUUUCUAGACAAUCGAGGUUUCCACAGGGCAAUGCAAUACUGAACAUAAAAAUUCACUCGGUGAUCUUUUACAAACAAUAGAUUUCUCUUCGGUAAUUGUUUUUGUUUCGAUAAAAAUGAGCAAUUUUAAAAGCCGACUAACCAUACAUUUUUUGUCUUUUUGGAUUACUCGCGAUAAGUGAUACCAGACCAUUCACCUGAGAUCGUACUUAUGUUCCUCAAUAUAUUUCGAGAGCAGUUUCUGACCAGCAAAAUGGGGCUAAAAACCUUAGAUGUGAGUUUGAUUUUAUGAAGCAAAGUUUUGAAUAUUUAAGACAUUUAGCGUUUAAGUGUUUUAUGUCGACAUUUACACAGAAACUUAUCAUCAAUUCCGACGAAAAAAAUGUGUGUUUUGUUACAAUAUUCAAACGCGGUCGAUGUAUCAAGAGAUAAACAAUCUGGCGAAUUUUCUUUCACAAAUUCGGUUACAUGAUACUCUCCUCCACCGUUACGUACAAGUAUAAAUGAUGGGGAACCUCUAAAAUUAUGUUCUUAUUCUUAUCAAAAACAAAAUUGCUUGUAAAUUGCUGAUAGGAUAAUUCAUCAUGCAAUUGCCUUGUACGCUGGAGCGUUUAAAAAUUAACAUCUGUUAUAUAAAGCUUUGUGUAAAUAUUACUAUAUUGCUUGUCUUUGUGAGUAUGUGUGAUCUAAGUGUGUUUCACCAAUGCACUUCUUGCUUGUGAAUGUUACCUUUAACUUCAUGUAAUAAUUUGCAGUGUAUGCAGGGCCCUAAUGGAAACCAGUAUUAAAUUGUUUUGCAUACACCGGGAAAGAAAUGUAAUGUAAUGUAAUUAGUAUGCUGGCAUUUUUGAGAAAAGAGGAAUUGUCAUCAUUUCCUUGCGAUAAUAUCGGAUCAAACCAUGUGUCUUUUAACGGAAAGACAGAUGAUUUGGUCCUGUAUCAUCGCCAGGAAAUGAUAUGCUAAUGAUUUCACAGAAUGCAUGAUACUAUUAUUUAUUUCUAAUCAAUUAAGUAGGAUUGUCAGUUUCAGUUUUGGAAUGUUUGCCAUUGGUGUCCAUAAUUAUUUUAAGUAAGUGUAUGGAGGUUAAUUACCUUUAUGAGGCCUUUUAUUCUUAAUUCUUCUAGCUAUCAGUCUGUCCUUUGUGCUAACUAAAAUGUAAACGUGUAAAUAUUCUUCAAGAAGAGCCAUGUAAUAAAAGUGUUUCAUGGAUUCCAUACUUCACUAGAUUUUCCAAAUAUUUUACUUGGUCAAGUAAGAUGCCACGCGGUGUAUUGAAAAUUGGAUGAAAACAAUGAAGGGAAUAGUUACAUUUCAUAACUAGGUCAAUAGUGUGAUUUCUUAAUGUCCAUCGAUCCCAGAAUGCUUUUCGGUCCAACAAUGGCCAAGAUGGCAGUAUCAGUAAAUGAUGACUACCAUGCGAGGCGUCAUCGUUUUCUUUUAGUUGUAGUCUACCACCGUACCGAACUUUUCAGCAUGACGGUGCAUGAGUGUAUACGGUCUAACACAAUCCUAUCAGUAGGCGUUUUGGUGAACAUAAUUCCUUCUCGUAGUGUCUAAAUAUAUGGAUACAGGCCUUCUUUGAUCAAGAAAUCAAUUUCAAGCCAAGCAAGUAUAUAUGCCCAGAUUACUCUGUGUUUAGUCAGUGCCCUUGCGAAAAAGUUUUAUAUCUCUGGUUUUUGCCUGGCAUCCCCCACCACAACAGCCCGAGGCUAUAUAUCUAAAGGAUGAUUGAUGGCCUUGUUAUACAGCAGCUAUACUUCAAUACAAUUCAAUUACAAUACUAUACGGGACAAUACAAAUCCUAUGGGAGUUGGCCUAGGUCUGAUCUUUGCCUCAGAAAUUAUGGGUAAAAAGUUCAACCAGGAUUAAAGGGGUGCUCUCGAUUCUUUUUAGCUCAGUCUCAAAUAGGAAAUUGUUGAGCAUGAACUUUUUUGACGGAGAAAUGAUGGAGAAAUUAAACUUUACGGUAAAUUAAGCCACGAUAUCGACCAAUCGCGUUGUAGUUCCAACAUGCACAACUUGACUUCGAAAAAAAAAGCUUUGCAUCGAAAUUUCUAGCUCCAUUGUGUAUAUGAAUCUAAAACUGUUUACACAACUCGUUGAAUUUCUUGACAUCGAUUUUCAGAUGAGAGAUCCGCUUUAUUUUUCAUGUUGGCAGCGUAGGCCUAAUUCUAUUUGAGUUUCGAAUUUAUGCUAAUUGUAUCAUAUUUAUCAUAACUAUGAUUGGACAUUGCUGUCCUUAAAAAUGUUCCUGUUUUUAUUCUUGUGCUAGCUUAUAUGAGUUUAUUUACCGUUUACAUUUUAAAAAAAUUGAUGUAUAAUAUGAUUGUGCUGUAUUGUAUAAUAUUUGUAUUUUGUUUGUUGUCUGAAGAGCCUUUUAUAUAGUGAUGUAGUUCGCAAUCACACCGGGAUUAUGUGAAUUAUUUUUGUUUUGCUGAAAGAACGCACACUUUUUGUGAUCCGUGGACAGAACUUUAAAACGGUGGCUGUGUUUAAAAUUCCGUAACUAUAUGAAUGAUUCUUGUACUAAAAGAAACUAAGGAAUUUGGCUUUGUUAUCCUUGAGUUUGAAAGUAUUACAUGCAGAACUCAACUGAAAAAAUGGUCGCGACAUUUGGAUUUCGGUGUUUUUUUUAUUCGCCCUGUAGAUACAGGUCGUUCAUUUACUUCCUCAACUUAAAGGGAACUUCGGCUCUCUAAAAUUGUCAUCGUUUGUAAUGAUUGUGAUGAUUAAUUUGAUAUUAUUGAGACCGCCAAUCAUUAAUGUUGAAGUUAAUUGGAUAAUUAUAAGAACCAAAUCAUUAACAUAAAACAAAUCAAAUAUUUGAAGCAAUAGUUAUACGCAUUUCCAGCUAUUUAUAAACACUAUAGUUUCAGCUAUAAUGAUGCAAAAUGUGCAUUUAAUUAAUAUGCUAUGACUUUAGGAAAACAUUAAUAAGUGUUUUGAAGAAUAAAUGGAUGCUUUGAUGAUGAAGGUCUGACCUUAACUUGCGAUUAAAACUCUAGCGUACGGAACAGAGCAAAUCUAUUUGAUCUCAA
This is a messenger RNA of Patiria miniata (bat star), 4698 nucleotides long. RefSeq lists its product as uncharacterized. Gene Ontology annotation, cellular component: plasma membrane. The record is from RefSeq and is a predicted model, not a curated record. NCBI's taxonomy places the organism in Eukaryota, Metazoa, Echinodermata, Asteroidea, Valvatida, Asterinidae. The coding region runs from base 1 to 1014 and encodes 337 amino acids. The transcript has 6 exons.